AUGAACCUUGAAAUCGAAAAGCUAAAGGAAGGACUAAGAAAGCCGUUGACCUGCCUUCAAAAAAGUUUGAGGUCUCAAUAUCUACUGGAAAUGAGUAUCCCAAGCAGUAUUAAGCGUGUUUUGAGGCUAUGCGAUGAUUUUGAGUUUGCUAUGCCGGUUAUAGCAUAUUACACCAAGUUGUACGUGGUGGAAGAACUCUUGGCGUUGAAGGAGAGAAACGAGGACGUUAUAGCAAACGCGACACGUCUUAUGAACGAAAUUGAGGACUUCAAGCAGUCUGCUGCAGGAGAAGCAGAAAAACAACUUUUGCGGGACCAACAAAAGGCCAAGGUCUACUGCAUGAAUUUUGCAAUGUCGCUUUACAACGAGCAGUUAAAUAGGAUCCAAAAAGGUGCCGUUGCACCAGAUCUAUCCAGGGCAUUGUGGUGCUGCGCAGACCUGUUCGGAAUGAUUCAGGUGCUUUGGAAAAAUACAGAGGCCACUUCGGAAGAGGUUCAACAAUGUCAAAAAAGAAUCAAGAUCUGUAAACUGUAUCUCAGUAAACUGGCUCGUGGAGAGCUGGGAAAGAGCGAAAGCGAAGAGCCGAAAGUAGUAGCGCGCGAUUCGGAUGCAUUUUUGCCCAACCUGCGACAGACUGAUUACGAAUCCGAAGAAAAUGAGCAAUCGCCCGAAAACCAAGCUGAAAUCGAUCCAAAAGAAGUAGAUAGCUUCAUCAAAAGCUUAGAACAGGACCCCAGCUUAAUCGACGACGAUGCUGUAGAAGAAACGCAGCAAGAUGAAUCUCGUGAACGUAAGGAUACGGAUGAACUGAUACGCAAAAUGCGCGAACUUGAUUCGGAUCCUCUGCCCAAUCGUAGUGAUUCAGAGCCAGAGCUUAAUCUGCCCCAGGCCCCCACUGAAAUUGGUAAAUUGCCUGCCUUCAUUGACGUGGACGAAAGCGAUACUGAGAUGACAAACUAUAAGGAAGAGCAGGUUGUGAAGCCACCAUUAAAGAUUCCUACCGAGGUUAAACAAAAGCCGGUACAUUAUCAGGCUCAAGAUCUCAAAGAAAUGUGGAACCGUGAAGACCAGAUAGCCGAAGUCCAAAAAACUGCAAGAUUCGCCAUUAGCGCUUUGAAUUAUGAGGACGUGAAAACUGCUAAACAAGAACUAAAAAAAGCUUUGCAACUACUAGAUGAAAUUCAAUGA
Lachancea nothofagi CBS 11611 is the source of this 1188-nucleotide messenger RNA. The record is from the annotation of a GenBank genome assembly. Lineage: Eukaryota; Fungi; Ascomycota; Saccharomycetes; Saccharomycetales; Saccharomycetaceae.